UAAAAGCCUAAAAUCCCAAAACCCCACUCGUUUCCACUAAGGCUCACGAUCAGGAAGAGUCGCCGAUCGUUACGAUGGGAACCCUUGGAAAAGCUAUCUACACCGUCGGAUUCUGGAUUCGGGAGACCGGCCAGGCCAUUGAUCGUCUCGGUUGCCGUCUCCAAGGAAAUUACUACUUCCUAGAACAAAUAUCUAGGCAUCGGACUCUCAUGAACUUAUUUGACAAAGCGCCAAUUGUCGAUAAGGAUGCAUUUGUGGCUCCAAGUGCUUCUAUCAUUGGAGAUGUUCAAGUGGGACGAGGGUCAUCCAUUUGGUAUGGGUGUGUUUUGAGAGGUGAUGUGAACAGCAUCAGUGUUGGAUCUGGAACUAAUAUACAGGACAACUCCCUUGUGCACGUGGCAAAAUCUAAUCUAAGUGGGAAGGUGUUACCAACUAUCAUUGGGGACAACGUCACUGUAGGUCACAGUGCCGUUUUACAUGGCUGUACCGUUGAGGAUGAGGCCUUUGUUGGGAUGGGAGCAACAUUGCUUGAUGGGUCGGUUGUUGAGAAGCAUGCCAUGGUAGCAGCUGGAGCCCUUGUGAGACAGAACACAAGAAUUCCCUGUGGGGAGGUAUGGGGAGGCAAUCCAGCAAAGUUUCUGAGAAAGCUCACUGAUGAAGAGAUAGCUUUUAUCUCCCAGUCAGCCAUCAAUUAUUCCAACCUUGCACAGGUCCAUGCAGCUGAGAAUGCAAAGCCUUUUGAUGAGAUUGAGUUUGAGAAGGUACUUCGCAAGAAGUUUGCUCGUCGGGAUGAGGACUAUGACUCAAUGCUGGGUGUAGUUCGUGAAACUCCACCAGAACUUAUUCUUCCAGAUAACAUUCUGCCAGAUAAAGCACCAAAAGUUUCUCAGUGAUGGGAAUUUCAUUAGGUAUUUUUUUUCCCAUUUUACCCCUCUUGAGCGUUGGUUUCAAGGAAAAUUCGCUGUUCUGUGCAAAAUUAUGCAGAAGGGAUUGUUUUCUUUCCCAAUAAUGCCAAACUUGUUUUAGGUAGAAUUGCUGUUUUUUCUUUCUGGCGUUUGGCUUUACUCCCUUGCUUUUCAGAAACCAUGUGUUUUUGUUUCAAGAAAAACUAAUGGCACAAAGUAAUAUGUAUGUUGAUGUUUUGCCUCUGUACUUCAGGUACCUGUUUCCUUGAGCUUGUUUACCUGUUUGUUUUUUAAAUAUCAAAUCAUUUCUGGAA
Molecule: messenger RNA, 1219 nt
Organism: Vitis riparia (riverbank grape)
Lineage: Eukaryota; Viridiplantae; Streptophyta; Magnoliopsida; Vitales; Vitaceae
Product: gamma carbonic anhydrase 1, mitochondrial
Exons: 5
Coding region: 75-893 (272 amino acids)
Source: RefSeq, a predicted model, not a curated record